Molecule: messenger RNA, 3671 nt
Organism: Linum trigynum
Lineage: Eukaryota; Viridiplantae; Streptophyta; Magnoliopsida; Malpighiales; Linaceae
Source: the annotation of a GenBank genome assembly
UCGACGUCAUUUCUUUAACCUGAAUUCAAACGCUACAUAACCCCGAGAUCAAACAAAGAGAUCAGCAACACAAGUACACAACAGAAGAUUAAAGGGAGAAGUUGUGGUACCACCGGCGAGAAGAAGGGCGAAUUCAACGGCACAAAAGACGUUCCACAACGCCGGUGUAGACCAGCUUAGUUAUUCUGCUAACUUGAAGAUUCGUUAGUAUAUACUAACUAAUAUCCAAAAUGUAUGAACUAGUAUCCAAGUCUACUGAUUUUACUAAAGCAUCUAGAUAACACAAACUAGUAUUCAAAACAUUACAAACUAGUAUCCAGAUAGCAGAUACCAACUAAUAUCCACAAUCAACCAACUAGUAUUCAAUAUGGAUACCCUUAUGUGUGUUUUGGAUACUCUUAUGUGUUAUCUGAAUACUAAUUAUGUGCUGUAUGGAUACUAUUCUGUGUUGUCUAUAUACUAGUUUCUGAAUUUGGGAUAAUAGCUGAUUCAUGGUGGAUAUCAGUUAGCAAACCUUGAAUAUUAGUUUGUGCUCUCUAGAUACUUUAGUACUUGGAUACUAGUUCAUAUAUUUUUGAUAUCAGUUAGUAUCUGCUAAUGAAUUUUCAAGUUAACAUAUUAACUUUCCCCUUUGUAGACUAGCUCAAGUUAGGGUGAAAGUGAAUAAAUUUGGUUUGGUUAUAUACCCUAGCAUAAUUAAAUUUGGGCCAUUAGUUUAGAUUGGGCCUAGAACGGUACUAAGAAUUGGUUUUUAAAGAAUUUUUAUUUUCUCUAAUUUGAUUAGAUGGCUUGUAGUUAUAGAGCUUUUUAGAUCAUGAGAUGUCUCGACGAGGGGUCGAGUAUUUCCCGACCUAACCCGAUCUAAGGGUGGGAAACUAUUGUAUUUUUGUUUUUAGUUGUUUUUAUUUUAAUUUAUUAAACUCAACUAUGCCAUCUCUUAAGGAAUCUGGUAUAUUUCGAUUUUUCGGUUAAAAUUGGAUCAAAUUAUAUUACAUUCAAUUUCAUUUCACAUCAGAAGUUCGAUUAUUGGUCGACUUUCACACGUGAUUGUUUUCGAUUCUUUAACUAUGUGGAUGGCGAUUUCUUAUUUGUCUAUGUUUUUUUUUUGUUAAGACUUGUUUGUCUAUGUUAAAAAAAUCCCAUUGGUUAUAAUUAUGGUGUAUUUCCAUAAUAUUUCCAUUCAUAAAUUAUUUCUCAUUUGUUUUAUCGUAAAAAAAAAAAAACAGAAAAACGGGACAAUCUUAACCAGAUCGGACCGGACCGUUUAACAGCCUUCUGCCGAUAAGUUUUCACCUCUCAGAAGUCGGGACAGAAAAAGACGGCCGGGAGACCUUCACCGUCUUCCGCCGUGGACCAAAGUCGAAGGCCGCCGCGAGAAUCCAAAUCGGAGCCCUCUUUCAGAUAACUUUCUUCUAUGCUUCCUUCAAUCGAGGUACGCUAGCAGAAGUCCAGUUGUGCUUGUUCGGUUCUUCCCUGCUUUCCGAAUCGAAUUUCAUUUUUUUCCCCCUCUUUCUCUUCGGCAUUGAAAUCCCUAAUUCCAACUCUUGAAUUUGAUCUUCGGUUAGUAACUGGACAGUUUCGAGUAUCUUUGCUUCUCGUUGUAAGUUAAUGUCGAAGGUGAUUCUGUUGAUUCGAUGAAUGAGGAUGUUUUUUCAUAGCAGUGAUGUUAUACUGAAUUGGGAUUUUGAUUUGAAUUUCUAGGGAGAAGGCUUCCAUGGCUGCGGUCGAAUUGUCAGCGUUAUGUAUCAAUGACGUUCUCUCACACCACUUACUUGCAGAGGUUCUGGUUCGCAUCCCUUUGAGAGAUGUAUUUCGCUGUAUUUCUGUUUGCAAGCUCUGGUUCUCUUCCAUCCGGGAUGAUCCACAUUUCAAAAGACGCUUCAUUCGCCAGAGGGUUACGGAGCAGGCCACUUCCAGUGCGGAGGAUCACCAGCUGGUCUAUGCACAGUGCAGUGUCAAGGAAAUGCUUCUGGUAACUCCCACCUGCAGCAUCAUUAAGGGUUCUGAAUUAUCCUUGGAUUUCCUCCCGUCCAUUGCUGAACAGGAUUACUACGAUCGUAGCCUAGACCGUGAGGUUUUGGGAUCUUCCAAUGGCUUGCUCUUGUGUUAUAAGGCCAUGCCUCCCACAUACUACAUUUCCACCAUCUUCUCAUACGGACAAUUAUCAUGCUUAUCUUGGUUUCAUCUGCGAUCUGUUCUACCAAGUGCAAGGCGAAGAUAGCUCGAUCACUUUGAAUGAUGGAUUUGGUUUUAAGGUUGUACGUUGGAGUUACUCUGACAGUGGCAAGGAUGCGGAAGUAGAUUUCUUUUGGAUGGAUGUGGAAAUAUUCUCAUCAGACAUAGGACAUUGGACUACAUCUAGGGCCCGAUGUAUGGAAUGUGUUUCCUUAACGGGUCUCCCAGACCCAGUAAUGGGGAUUUCAUACAAUGGAAGGCUUUAUUGGCUGCUGGGAAGAUAUGAGACUUUGAUCUACGAUCCCAGCAAGAAUGAGUUUUUUCUGGAACCCAUUACUCCUCCUUCGGAUGUAUUGUGCAUGAUUCCUUCGGCGCUUUCGUUUAUGGUGCCUUUUCAAGGGCUUAGCCGGUGUCAAGGCUCGUUUUGGGCAGGACAAGCUUGGCGUGCAGAACUGAGUCUGAGAGUAUACACACUGGCAGAUGGUGAAUGGCAUCUCAAGCAUAAUGUCAAUAUCCUUGAUUGGUUGCCUUGCAGCGCAAAUUCAGUCAAGAACACGAUGAAGAUUCCUCCGAACGCCGCUGUUCAAUUCUGGACUAUGCAUCCACAUGAUCCCAUGAUAGCAUACUUGACUGUGGAAAGGACGUUACUGGAGUGCGACUUUGGGGCUAGGACCCUGAAAGUGGUAGCCGAGAAUUCUGGCAUGAGCAAGGAUGGCAUGGGUCUGAUAUGGUCCAGCGUGUUGACAUUUUCUCUUCCACUUUGGCCGACCCCUCUUCCUGCUCUCUCCCUCCCUGCUGCUUAAGUAUUUAGUAACGUUUCCUUAGCCUUCCCGGUUGUAGUUGAUGAUAGAAGUGAGAAUGAGCUUCAUUCUGCAUUUUGAUCUGCAAUGCAAAAAUGGUAGUAGUUAUUUAGGUGGUAGUACUGAAUCUCGUUUGAACAUACAUAUGAAAACCUUGGCAACUGAGCUUGAAAGGAAUGGUUUCUCUUUGGUGCUAAAAUUUGCUUUCUACAUUAGUUGCUAUCUGUCUGAUUUGAAAGUUCUACAGGUACAGAUGAGUACUUGUCCUUCUAAACAAAUUAGAUUGCACUUUUUUCUCUCGGUUCUAUGAAUUCUGUUAUGUUUGACUCUAACUGUGAGGAUGACCGUAAUCAAUUCAUCGGUUAACCAAUCAUGAUAUAUUUGGCUAGCUACAAUCGAUCGUUUACUGUUUAAUCGAUUAUCAGUGCAACCAUUAACUAUCGAUUGCCGAUUCCAUUAUCCAUUACACGGCUCGGCUAACAGAUUAAUCGUUUAACCGCCCAUAUGCGCGCGAUGCAUGCACAAGCACAAACUCCACUUGAGCUGAAUAGCUAAGUGACCCCGUCCCCAGAUCCCUAAUUAUUAUUUAAUUAUUAUUAUUUAUUAUAAUAUAAUAUAAAUAACCAGUUGGCAAUCGGCGGGCGCCAGGUCGGCCGUCCCUCCCGAUGAUGGUCAUAACAAACUGACAGCUAUUAC